AUGGCGUCCAAAGCAUCUCAGGUGCUAUUUGAGCUUCCCUUUCGCGGCGAACAUGAUGCUGGACACGGUAAAAUCGUGGCAACACAGCCAGUGGCGAAGGUCUACCUUCUGACCUUCGAGAAUGGGCCUGAUAAUAGGCUUCUAAGUUCUCUUUGCAACGCCCUACUUCUAGCCUUGGACAUUCUUGAGCACCKCUAUCCUGCUGGCGUGGUGAUAACCACAUCUUCCAUUCCAAAGUUUUACUCUAAUGGCAUGGACCUCGACCACGCGGCUUUCACACGAGCAUAUAUGCCGAAUGUGCUGUAUAAACUAUGGCACCGCUUGCUGGUGUACCCGAUGCCAACCGUGGCAUUGAUGAAUGGACACGCUUUUGCUGGAGGACUGAUGUUGGGAAUGAUGCACGAUUAUCGGGUUAUGAAUCCUCACAAGGGUUUCCUAUGCUUGAACGAGGUUGAACUGGGAGCCCCAUUACGGGCACCGAUGACGGCAGUGUUUAGAAUGAAAUUGAGCGGAGCUACUUUGAGGAAGUUGGUGCUGGAGGCAUAUCKUUUCAAGGCUCUCGAGGCAUUGAAUGAAGGCCUAGUUGAUCAUCUAGGAGGGCUGGACGAGACUUUGGCAUUCAUCGAUGAAUUUCAUUUGGUGAAGAAGGCUCAGCCAGGUGCAAGUGGGCAGUCUGUGUAUUCCCGGUUGAAAAGGGAGAUGUGGCGGGAGACUACUGAUAUGCUUGAAAAUUGGGCGGAAGAGCAUGUACGGGAAGAGAAAGUCCGAGAGCAAGUGGAGAAAGAGCGGCAGUUGAGCCUGAAGAAUGUGGCGGCUUGGGAGAAGAUAAAGGGCAAACUGUGA
This is a messenger RNA of Ramularia collo-cygni, 843 nucleotides long. Its product is annotated as related to enoyl-CoA hydratase/isomerase. The coding region runs from base 1 to 843 and encodes 280 amino acids. Lineage: Eukaryota; Fungi; Ascomycota; Dothideomycetes; Mycosphaerellales; Mycosphaerellaceae. Gene Ontology annotation, cellular component: peroxisome. Gene Ontology annotation, molecular function: delta(3)-delta(2)-enoyl-CoA isomerase activity; enoyl-CoA hydratase activity. The transcript is spliced from 3 exons. The record is from RefSeq and is a predicted model, not a curated record. Gene Ontology annotation, biological process: fatty acid beta-oxidation.